Haliotis rufescens (red abalone) is the source of this 2847-nucleotide messenger RNA. RefSeq names its product zinc finger protein 862-like. Lineage: Eukaryota; Metazoa; Mollusca; Gastropoda; Lepetellida; Haliotidae. The transcript has 6 exons. Bases 73 to 1578 code for a protein of 501 amino acids. The record is from RefSeq and is a predicted model, not a curated record.
AAGAACUGCGCAUGCUCAUUACCGAAAGUACGACUUCCCGUUGUCUGCAUUCGGAUCUGCCAUGCUGUCGUCAUGUGGAGAUUCAUAGACAGUAUAAAGCCACCCGUGGCGAAAAAAACCAAAUCGUCCGACGAAAUUAAGGACCAGCAACGAAAUUAUGAAAACACUACACGGAAACGUACUUUUCAAGACAGGUGGCUUAAACAGUUCCCAUGGCUUACGGUCAAAACGUCGCGGAUGAUUUGUUCAACAUGCUUGGAGGUUGAAAAAGAUAAAGGGGACACAUUGAAGGGAACAUUUGUGACAGGAUCAUGCAAUUUCAAAAUUGAGUCGCUAAAACAUCAUCAACUUUCGCAUUCACACAAAGACAAUGUUAUAAAACAGAAAGCUAAGAAAUGUGUGUCGGGUACAAGCACCGCUGAACUGUCACUCCAAACGUUAAGCAAGUCAAUUUUUGACAAAAUGUGCAAACUUUUCAGGAAUGCACAUGGCUUAGCAAAACAAGGGAGACCCUACUCUGACUUUUCUUUUCUUUGUGAUUUGGAUGAAAUGAAGGGGGUGAAUAUUGGGCAAACCUACAGGAACGACAAAUCAUGUCGGCAGUUUGUUUAUUACAUUGCUGAGGAGACAAGGUCAUACAUUAGAAAGGAUGUUGAAAACGCGAGUUUCCUUUCUAUAAUUUCUGAUGGUGCAACUGAUACUGCACAUAUUGAAAGCGAGAUCUUGUACACUCGAUUUUGUCAUCAAGGUGUUCUCCAAACCCAUUUCACUUGUAUCAAGAACAUUGGGAAAGCAGAUGCAGAAACAAUAUCUACAACCCUAUCAGAUGGUUUGACAGAUGUUUUUGGUCUACAAUGGAAGGACAAGCUUAUUGGUAGGUCACAGUAUUUUUUUAGUUUCAAUUUUUUUAAUAAAGAAAUUGUACAUUUACAAACCCUCAAGUUAAAUGAAAUAAUAAUGAUCAUGAUCAUGAUGACGACUUUGGUCUUUCCAGGUAUUGCAACUGAUGGUGCCUCCGUGAUGGUUGGAAAGAAGGCAGGUGUCGUGAAGAGGCUAAAGGACCAGACUAAUCGAGCAUUCAUCCAAGGUAUCCACUGUUCAGCCCACCAGCUUGAGUUGUCAUUUAAAGAUGCAACAAAGGACCUGUCGCUUUGGACCAAGGCUUCCAAUCUCCUACUGGGUGUUUAUCUCUUUUAUCGCAACAGUCCCCUGAACAGGAGCAACCUAUUGCAGGCUUUUGCCAUGGAAGAUGUGGAAGUGCUCAUUCCAUCCCGUGUUGGUGGCACCAGAUGGGUCAGCCAUAUCAAGAGAGCGUUACGAAACCUCAUGACAUCCUAUGGACCAAUAAUUCAGCAUCUCCAGCAAAUCCAAAACCCUUGCGACCCAGCACACAACAAGGAGUCUGCUAGGAAAGCAGUGAAUUUCUUAAAACAUCUACAGGACAAGUCCAUGGUUGCUUUCCUGCUCUUCAUGUGGGAUGUGUCUGCUGCCUGUCUGCCGUCUCUGAGGCUUUUCAGAGAAAAGAGGCAACUUUGGGAGAUGUGUAUGUUGAAAUCCAACUGGCUAAGAACACCCUGACAAACUUCUAUGAGAUGGAUGGUCCAAAAUUAAAACGUUUAACAGCAACUGAUGACAAUUCUGAGUCUGACAGUGUGGAGCUAUAUGAAGGGCAUCAUUUGAAAGGAAACCUAGUAUCCUUCAAGGCUGGAAGAGUCAAAGUACUGGACAGACUGGUCAGCAGUAUGACAGACAGAUUUGAAAUAGAUGCUGGUGUUGCAGAGGCAUGCUGCAUCACAAAUCUGAACCUAUGGCCCCUAACUUUGCAAGCAGGUAAACUGAAAUGUUAAUAGUUAAUAUCUGUGAAAUAGUUAUUUGUCAAAUUGAGGUAUUUGCGUCAAUUGUGUACUGUAACUAAGUGGUGCAACUGUAUAUUUAGUGUGAUCAGAAUUACUGUUGUUCAUCUGAAUACUAAGUAAACCCUUGAUAAUUUUCUGAUAUAAGUUUUUAGUUGUUUAUGUUCAUGUUGUUUCAACAGACUUUGGUGAUGUUCAUUUGGCCAGCUUAGUGAAAACAUUUAAGCAAGGAUUGGAGAAAGCUGGAUUUGACCCAUGGCAAGUAGAACCAGAAUUGACAAGACUUAAGGAUGCAGUGUAUAGACUUUAUCCAGAGCCAUCAAAAGCUUCAUGGAAGGACCUGAACAGUCAGCUGAAGGAACAAGGUUAUGAAAAUGUCCUUGGACUUGUUGAUUUGAUCUUCACCCUGCCUGCCAGCUCUGUUGGCAGAGCGGGGCUUCUCAGCAAUGGGGCGGGUCAAGACAGUCUGGCGGAGCAAUCUGAAAGACAGUCACCUGUCAGACCUCCUUAUGGUCUUGAUCGAAACCCCAGAGGUCAUGUCAUUUCAUCCUACUCCAUCUGUCCACCUAUGGAAUUCUAGAUCUGUAAGGCCAAGGAUACCUGAUUUUAUGGAAUCAGGAACACUAUCUUUCAAGUGUGCAAAUCACCUUUGUCAAGAAAACCUUCUCAGACUUGAGGAGAGGGCUCCCAAUCUGUUGUCUGCUGCUCUAGUCAUUGCAAAGGAUGUUGCUCAGUCUGAUAACUCUCCAUCUGACUGUGAAGAGUGUUGUUAAACUAAUGAAUUGAAAGAAUUUGCGAGAAAUACUCAGUGAAUCAGUGUUGUUGUUAUUUGAUGUUUCAGUGGCAAUAAUUUUAGAAGUUGAAUGUGGUUGUGAUGAGAACAAAGAUGUUUACUGUUCAUCUUAUUUUGUUUGUACGAGUUCAGUACCUGUCUCAAAAACCUCAUGAACUCACAAGAAGUUGAACUUUAUUAAACUUAAUAGUUAUGAAGACA